AUGAGGAAUCACGAUGUCAACCUCACCAGAAAGCGCAUCGCUGUGGCUGGUGCCAUAACCCCUGCCGACAAGCUCACGGCCGUUGUUGGUAAGGGCACGUACUUAAUAGGCAUGGUGGGCGGCAUGACCAAGUCGAGUGGGAGGCGCCUUCGGACCGGGGUCGAAGCCAAUUUCAUCCUCGUCGAUGGCCUAGUCGACCCCACGAGCGUCAUGGCUCGCAUCUACCCGGAGUUCCUGCCGCAGGUGCUUAAGCAGUGCUAG
This is a messenger RNA of Aspergillus thermomutatus, 261 nucleotides long. RefSeq lists its product as uncharacterized. The coding region runs from base 1 to 261 and encodes 86 amino acids. The transcript has a single exon. The record is from RefSeq and is a predicted model, not a curated record. Lineage: Eukaryota; Fungi; Ascomycota; Eurotiomycetes; Eurotiales; Aspergillaceae.